GAGGGAAGGGGGAGAGGGCAGGACGGAGGAUGCAGGGAUGCGUGGAUGGAAGAGGAAACCCUGAAUGGCGGUGGGGGUGGCCUGGUGGCUGCGCAGGACCGGGGCGUACCACCCGGCCCGCGCUCGGGGGCCGCCUUAGCUGUGCUCCGGGCGGGGCGCCGGGCGCGGGGCGCGGGGCGCGGGAGGGGCGCGGGAGGGGCUCGGGGCCGCGCCGGGCUGAGCCGGGCGGCCGGGCGGGAAGGACGAUGGGUUGCGGGGGCAGCCGCGCCGAUGCCAUCGAGCCCCGCUACUACGAGAGCUGGACCCGGGAGACCGAGUCCACCUGGCUCACCUACACCGACUCGGACGCGCUGCCCAGCGCCGCCGCGCCCGACCCCGGCCCCGACGCGGGCGGCCUGCACGCGGGUGCGCUGGAAGAUGGACUGGCCUCCAGCGGCGCGCCCCGCUCUGCAGCCCCCGGGGCCAUCUCCGGCUCAGAGAAGAGGAUGAGCUGUGGAACACAGUGCCCGCACCCGCAGGGCCUCGGCCCCGGCCUCCGCUCCGCAGAGGUUAAAAGAGACGCUAAGCGAACACCCACAGAAGAAGCCGCCGUUAAUGUAUCCACCAGCAUCCGACCGACAGACAGGAGUCUCAAGCUCACCAAUAACUGUGUCGACUAGCAGGUGUUGGUUGAGAAACACAGACAGACCGGGGUGCCCCUCACAGACUAAAGUGCAUCAAGGAAUCGCCAAGAGCUGGGGGACUCUUCUGCUGCCAGAGGGUCUUCUUCCCCUGGCAGCCCAGAGUGGCCUAUACUGAGGGGUCGCCUCAGCCCCCCACACACCACAUAAAUGCACAGGCACAGCCCUCACUUCGGGUCUCAGGCUGCAGAGGGUCCACGCAUUAGCCUCUUUGCAGCUCCUGCGCCGUGUCCUGGGUGGAGUAGGGCUCAAGGCACAGGCCAGUUUAGGAGCAGCAGGAGAGGAGUUCUUGGGUGCAGGAUUCACACAUCAGUUAUCAGUCCUUGCAGCCAAAUAGGGAGCACAAUUCGGGCCUGGUCGUCCUUCUUGUUGUUUCUCAUUGAAAAAUCCCCAACACAGACUUGACUGUUCACCCAACUUUCAGGUGUAGGAGAAAAAUCAGGACAUGGGGUGGUUCCCUUGUAUUCUCAUUUACUUGGUUCAGUAGGAGACAGUGUUCGACCCAAGUUAACACAAAAAACAUCCUACCCACACCCUUCAUGCGUCCUUGAAGCGGGGGGCAAGGACCAGUCACAUGAUGGGACUGGAGCAGUAGGACAGCAGGGAGGGUGUUUGCCUUGCACACUGCUGACCCGGGUUCAAUCCCUGGCAUCUCAUAUGGUCCCCUCAACACUCCAGGAGUAGUUCUCAAGUGCAGAGCCAGGACUAACCCCUGAGCAUCGCUGGGUGUGACCCAAAAAGCAAAAAUUAAAAAAUAUUAUCAGUCACAUGCAUUUCUCAUCUGCCUCGAUGUUGUUACCAUCCCUGCCCCCCAUGCUUGCGUUCCCCAGGUCACACACUGAGCCAUCACACUAGGGUCCCUUGUGGUCACCAUACCUACCCCAGAAUACCCCUUGGGAGGCUCAAGCAGAUAUUGCUUUCUUGUUCUGUGUCCAUGGCUUUGCGGCUUCAUAUACUGUGUCCUUGAAUGUUUUCUCUGGUCAAUCUGUCAUUUAUAACUGUUUCUCAAAAACUGACCACUGCCCGCAAGAGGGAGGCCAUCCAGCAUCCACGGGGCUGUUCCUGGCUUCUCUGUACAAAGCCUGGGAACUCAGGAAUCCUGAGAGAGUCCCUAGUUUCUCCUGAGAUUCACGUGCUCCCUGCGUGACAUGUGGUGGCAACUGUUUUGUUGGGAAGAUGACAAUUUUCUAACAUUGCUUUGAACCAUGAAGGCAGAAGUACCUCCCUCCGAAGUCAUGUGGCAUGAUUAUGUUUACAUUUUUCUAAAUGUUAACAUGCCUGCAAUUGGGAAGGGUAUCUGGCUUCUGUUGUACAAUUGAUGUCAAUAAAGUUGGUGUUGAACAGAA
Messenger RNA from Sorex araneus (European shrew), 2026 nucleotides. RefSeq names its product BAALC binder of MAP3K1 and KLF4 (gene BAALC). The record is from RefSeq and is a predicted model, not a curated record. NCBI's taxonomy places the organism in Eukaryota, Metazoa, Chordata, Mammalia, Eulipotyphla, Soricidae. The transcript is spliced from 3 exons. Gene Ontology annotation, cellular component: cytoplasm. The coding region runs from base 30 to 659 and encodes 209 amino acids.